UUUGCCCUAAAGGCAUGAGCUCAUUUGAAUGCAUGUUUCAGGAGUGGGCAGACGUGGAGGGAAGUGCAUGUGGAUUCCCAGCUGAUGUUUGUGAGGAAUAAUCGCACCUGCCUUCGAAAUACAGUGAGCAGCAUAAGGCAUUGGACUGUUCAGAGGUGCGAUCUCCUUGUCAGCUACGGAAUGUUUUUUUUGUCCUUUCAGCACCCACAUGUGAAUCUUGCUGCUUCUGGGCUGUGUGCAUAUUCUAAGGGAUCUGCCUCCAGCUUAACACUCCUUCACAGUAUCCUGUUUCGGAGAUCUGGCUUCUGCUCACACAGCUCAGCUGUCUCCUGGAGGUGUGUUUGCUCAUUCCUUCUUCCGCAAAUUUGAACUGCUUCUACUCCCAUUGUAGUAGUAAGCCAUUUUAGUGAGCCAUUGCUGGAAGACUGCGAGGAUGUAAUUAAACUGCUGAAUGGGCAACAAGGUAAAGAAUGUGUACUUAAAAAGACUGCUGGAAAGCACAACCUUCAACAUUAAUCAGCAGGAGCGAUUUAUAGGUGAAGGCACUACUUAGAGCCGGAAUAUUCUGUUAACAGCAGACGAAUCUCUGCGAAUUGUUGAUUACAGGUCGGGACCGUCACUUCAAUCAGCAUCUCCAAUGAUGGUGCCAACUGCAGCAGCGUAAAUGUCCAAAAGCUUACCGAUGGAGGCAUACAACAGUUAUGGCUAUCUGUAGCUUGAGUAGUAAGAGUUGCACUCCUACCUGUCUUCAAAUAGGAAGGCAUGCCACAAACAUUGACCUCUUCAAGUAUGUUUAAUACCAGUGGCUUUAGCCAUCAACUUCACCCAACCAAAGAAAAUGAACAUGGAAGAUUGAUAUUUCAGGAUGGUAACCUUAUCUCUGCAUCUUUAGACGCUUUGAUUGAGCAUCUCAUCCCUACAGUUGAUUAUUAUCCUGAAAAAGCAUAUAUAUUUACAUUUCUACUAAGUUCAAGAUUAUUCAUCGAACCCCAGGAGCUUUUAUCAAAAGUUUGUCACAUGUGCAUUGAGCAGCAAAAUCUUGAUGAGCCAGAGCUUGACAAGGCGAGAAUUAGAAAAUUUGGACCUAAGAUAAUGCAGCUGCUGACAGAAUGGACAGAAACUUUCCCUUCAGAUUUUCGGGAUGAGAGAAUGAUUGGACACCUGAAGGACAUGAUCCGUAGGAUAGCUUCUUGUGAUGAGAGUUAUUGGAAGACAAUGAAUCAGCUUUUGCAAACCCUGAACCAAAAAUUGGCAAAUCUAAAUCAAGGUGAAGAAAAUACAGUCAAGGUUAAUGCCAGCAUGAAUGAUAAAUUGGUUGUUAUUAAAACAAAGCCUCCAUCUAUUCAAAGAGAUAUACUGAGUAUCUGCAAUGACCCUUAUACACUGGCACAACAGCUAACUCGUAUAGAACUGGAACGAUUGAGUCUUAUCGGGCCUGAAGAGUUUGUGCAAGCAUUUGUACAUAAAGAUGCUUUAGAAGACACAAAGUCUUGUUUCAAUGAACAAAAGAAAACGGACAAUCUUGAAGCUUAUGUUAAAUGGUUCAACAGACUCUGCUAUUUGGUAGCUACUGAAAUAUGCAUGCCUGCAAAGAAGAAACACAGAGCACAAGUAAUAGAAUUUUUUAUUGAUGUUGCUCGAGAGUGCUUUAAUAUUGGCAACUUCAAUUCCCUAAUGGCAAUUAUAUCUGGUAUGAAUAUGAGCCCUGUUUCACGGCUAAAGAAGACAUGGGGCAAAGUUAAGACAGCUAAAUUUUUCAUUCUUGAGCAUCAAAUGGAUCCUACAGGUAACUUCUACAACUAUAGGACAGCACUUCGUGGGGCAGCUCAUCGGUCACUGACUGCACACAGUAACCAAGAAAAGAUUGUUAUUCCAUUUUUCAGCCUACUGAUAAAAGACAUUUACUUUUUAAAUGAGGGUUGUGCAAACCGUCUUCCUAAUGGACACGUCAAUUUUGAGAAAUUUUUAGAACUGGCCAAACAAGUAGGAGAAUUUAUGAUGUGGAAGCAGGUGACAUGUCCUUUUGAAGAUGAUCAAAAUAUCAUCCAUUAUCUUCACACUGCUCCAGUCUUCUCCGAGGAUGGCUUGUAUUUGGCAUCAUAUGAAAGUGAAAGUCCUGAAAAUCAGGUUGAAAAGGAAAGAUGGAAAGCUUUAAGAUCAACUCUCUUGGGAAAAUCAUGAUGAUAUGAAAGUGGAAUGAUUCCUUUCUUCCAGUAGUAUAGCUUGCACUAUUGACUUCAUAGACCAGCAAAGACCUGGGUUUUAUCAACUUUGAUGAGCAGGAUUCAUCAAUUGAAAUCAUGCUGACGCAGAGAGAAAAAUUCCCCCAUUGCAACUCCUCUUUGAGCAAAAGCAGUAUUUAAGUUGUGCAGAUGCUCUUAACGGAAAACGGGAUAAUACUGAAUUUAUAGAAGAAACUGAAAACAGAAAUAUUUCAGUUACAAGUCUGUCAUUUAGUCAAAACAACAGCCUGCACGCAGAAAUCUUUUUGUCUCAAUAAACUCUAUGUCAGUAAAUAUUCUUUUUUAUAAUCUGGGCACUGGAUUGCUCGUGUUUUAAACUCUACUUGAAUUGGGUUUGAAUAUAUGAGCUAUGUGCAAGAAGCAGUGGGUUCACUGUGCUCUUUAUCUCAACUGGAACGGAACAGUUCCAUAUGUGGGGAGAUUCUACUAGACUGAUAUUCAGUUGUGUACAUUACUUGGUAACUCUACUGUGUUGUAAUGUUUUACUUGGUGCGUACAUGACCUGAUCAUAUGCAUGUAGUUAAAAUGUCUCAUUUAAAAAGUUUGAAUAAUUGUAUCAUUUUUAAUCUUGCUUGUUUAGCAAGACAAGAUGAAACAAUUCAUCACUAACGCUGAUAAAACAAUAAAACAUGCACAAUGUAUAUACAAAUCUGAUCAAGUUCUAUGCUAUUUCACUUGUGGAAAAAAACUAUAAGAUAUCAUUUAUCAGUAAGCCAAAUACACAUUACAAUCACUGUUUAAUACAACACAUUUAAGUCUGAUUAUAAUAGGUCAUGGAGACUUAACUGACUGCAAUUACAUAAUGUCUGUAAAAUUUCCAUAAACUUAUUAUACUCUCUGGGAUCUAAAUGGGACAAGCAUGUCAUGUGAUAUUUUUUAAUUAUAAUUUUCACAUCUACCAAACAAUGAAAUUCUGAUGAGUAGUGUUGACUGCCAUCUGAACAAACACGUUCAUAAAGAAUAUUACAAAAAAAAGUCUGCUAUGUAUGAUUAUACUACAGUGUUACUUAAAUAUCCAGGAAUUAAAGCCAGUCAUAAUAAACUUUGUAGUGUGUAUAUAUAUA
This is a messenger RNA of Pristis pectinata (smalltooth sawfish), 3307 nucleotides long. RefSeq names its product ras-GEF domain-containing family member 1C-like. The record is from RefSeq and is a predicted model, not a curated record. Lineage: Eukaryota; Metazoa; Chordata; Chondrichthyes; Rhinopristiformes; Pristidae. Gene Ontology annotation, biological process: Ras protein signal transduction; positive regulation of GTPase activity. The transcript is spliced from 15 exons. Gene Ontology annotation, cellular component: plasma membrane. Gene Ontology annotation, molecular function: guanyl-nucleotide exchange factor activity. The coding region runs from base 763 to 2181 and encodes 472 amino acids.